This is a messenger RNA of Physella acuta, 2143 nucleotides long. RefSeq names its product cyclic nucleotide-binding domain-containing protein 2. Lineage: Eukaryota; Metazoa; Mollusca; Gastropoda; Physidae. The record is from RefSeq and is a predicted model, not a curated record.
AUGAGUGCCCGAGUCAGAUCAUCCGACCCCCCGGAAACGGACUUAGAUUACUACGCCAGGCCUGAGAACUACACAGGAAGCAGUCUGAAAUCUUUGACACGAUUUUUGGCUGCCAAAGAAAGGGAAAUCACUCUAGGGACAACAGAGACAAAAACAGAUCCGACACUGAAAGACCAACAACUGCUGUACAGAAGAUAUCAUCACAUCCUUCCGGCGGAUUUCUGCCGCCCCUCACCAAGCUCGGCAGACGACAAAGAACCUCCUGAUAUACUCAUAGUGAGUCCGUCUGCGGCAGUACGAGAAGACAACCCCAGCACACUGUUUAACAAUGCGGAAGACAACAGCAGCAAUGACUCAAAGAAACACCACAAUGAUGGCUCAGAGAUACCGGAAAUUCCCCCCGCGCUGGCACCAAACGAGGGCACCAACUCGGCAUUCAUCACUCACUUAACUUUGGCCAACAGCGCCACCAGACUCUCUUCCAGGAGAAGUAGCCUCGCGUCCGUCAGGUUCGGCUCGUCCAGGAGCAGGCCAUCAAGUGGUCUGUGUGCAACACGCCGAUUGGCUCUGGCCGAGAAGUUCAAGAAACUUUCAAUUGCUGUCAAAAAUGUAUUAAAAUUAGCUAAGGCUAUUAUCAAAACCUCAGACAGCACCAGUGCUCUCCUCAAGACGUUCACCAGCUUGUCCAAAGAACAGGAUGCAGACAACGACGAGUCAUCCAAAGAGCACAUGAAAAGUUAUGGCCUACACUUUGACCCCUCCUAUUUCAAGGCCAAUCGAGAGAUCUCCCUGAGUAGUGAAGUUAGAGGCAUCCUAGGGCUACAUCCAACAGACAGGACCCCGGAACGAAUACAGACGGCAAUGUUCGGGCUACAGAGCAUUCCAUCGUUCGCAGAAUACCCACUACACAUGCAGGAAAAACUGGCCAAAGUUGCCUGGUUGGACAUAGUCACGCCAAACCGUACCAUCAUACGACAGGGUCAUUUCGCUGAGAACUUUUACUUCAUCGUCACUGGUCAAGCGCUGGUGACCAUCCAUAGACCAGGGGACACCUCGGCUCAGACGGCGGCCAUGAUGAGAAAAGGCACGAGCUUUGGUGAGCUGGCCCUACUGCACCACUCCCGGAGAACCGCCACCGUCACGAGUCACGAUACCGUCACACUGUUGUCCGUGGGUCGGGAAGAUUUCUUCGAUAUUUUCAUGUCCAGGCAGGGGAUCGGUGAGACCCCAGAACACAUCAGGUUCAUCAGCCAACUGGAGUUUAUGAAAGAUUGGCCUUUGGAGCGGUUGUUAGAAAGACCUGACCAAUGUCUCUUGCAUUUUUUCAAGCGGAACAUGGUGAUCCUAAAAGACAGCACGGCCUCAGACUGGCUCUAUGUGGUCAAGUCCGGCUCGUGUCAAGUUCUGAAACAACUGAAAGGCGUCACGGCCCGUGUUGGCAGGCCCAGAGAGCCUACAUUUAGAUCCAUUUCGAGGCUCGACAGAACGGAAACGACUUCACACCAAGCAUCAAGAAAUGACAACUCGUCUUCGAAAAAGCUAAGAACAUCGAACAGCAUUAAAAAGCACAAUCAGAGCUCCGCGCCGGGUGAAAAUAGUCAUUCAGACAGCAGGGUUCGUACUUGUGCGAGAUCAUUAAAAUGUCAGCAGGGUUCAAGGUCAUCGAACACACCUCGUGUCCCACAAGAUGAAAACAAGACGGGUAGGAGAACCACACAACCAGACCCGAGUAAAACCCACCAACCCACCACCAGCAUUAGUCAGACUCGUCACUACAACCAACCGGUGUUUGUACAGAUUGAACUCCUCAAACCCAUGGACGUUUUUGGUCUUGACAGAGUAAACUUUAACAGCAACUUGGACACAGAUUCCACCAGUGUUAGUUUGGUUAGUUUGGGGGCUGAGUGCAUUAUGCUUUCCAAGGGGUUUUUCAUGAAGCAUGCCAAUGACAAGGUCAAGAAAAGAUUUUCUGAAAUUGUACAGCCCUACCCCAAUGAGGCCACCCUUCAGGAGAGUUUACAGCACAAAGUGAAUUGGGAGCUUUAUAAAAGAUCCAUUCUAGUGAACGCAUCGCCAAAAUUACGCCGCCUUCAAGGGAAAUCACUUCCAUCUUUUUAGCAACAAUUUACAGUUUAGUUAACUG